This is a messenger RNA of Arabidopsis lyrata subsp. lyrata, 1073 nucleotides long. RefSeq lists its product as uncharacterized. Lineage: Eukaryota; Viridiplantae; Streptophyta; Magnoliopsida; Brassicales; Brassicaceae. The record is from RefSeq and is a predicted model, not a curated record. Bases 92 to 847 code for a protein of 251 amino acids. The transcript is spliced from 3 exons.
CUCCGUUUCUCAAAACCGAGAGCAAAAAAAAAAACAAAGAAGACGAAAGAGAGAAAGAGUUUUUCUUUUUUUUCUAGGUUUUUGAUUUUCAAUGGCGACGACGACGGGACAUGAGAGAUCAAAGACUCUUAUCAAUUUCUCGUUACCGAAGUUAUGGGGGACUCAACGACAUCUAAGGUGUGUGAAGGGUGAUGAUUCCGACGGUGGUGGUGGUUCUAGCUCCGGCGGUGAUCAACGAAUCCGUCGCCGAUCUUCGAAUUUCGAAUUCGAUCAUCAGAAUCGACGAUUGAUGGUUGAAUCAUCGGAGAAAGAAGGAAUCGAAGAGUUUAGAGAGAAGAUUAUGUUAGAUCUUAGACACGUUGCUGAUAAGAUGACGGAAUCGAUAUUUAGGGAACAAGUUCUCGGCGAAGAAGAAGAUAAAGAGAUGGAGAUAGAGAGGGAGGAUUCUCCACCGGAGAGAGAGGUUUCACCGCCGUCACCGCCGGAAGCGACGGGAGCAACGGUGGAGGUACGGCCGUGGAAUUUGAGAAAGAGAAGAGCAGCUUGUAAAGCUCCGAUUUCGGGAAUCGAUUCGGGAUCAGUGAUUGAGGAGAAUAAACGAGUGAAUUCGUCGAUAUUAGGAAACGAAUUGGGGAAAGAUCGGAGUAGAUUGUACUAUACGUUGUCGAAGAAGGAGAUUGAAGAAGAUUAUAUGAAGAUGAUGGGGCAAAAACCACCGCGGAGACCGAAGAAACGAUCAAGAAACGUUCAAAAACAGAUCGAUUUGUUGAAUUUUGGUUCUUAUAUAACUGAAAUCACUGAAGAUCUCUACAAUGUUCCAGACCAAGCUGAGAAGGGAAAGAGAUGAUGAUAAUGAUGGAUUGGAGACUUGGAGUUUGUGAAUUGCUCAAUUUUGCCUUUUUCUAAUUAUUCUUUGUUAGUUUUGGGUUUUCUAAUGUUCAUUGGCUGAGAAUAACCUGUACAAAAGAUAUGGGACAAAAGUAGUUCUGUUUCAUUGGAACUUCAUUGGAACAUACUCUUCAUUGUAAAGAAAAGCCAAUAUUAAACAAUAAUAGGAUUUAACAUUUUUUUUU